CUGAAGCAUGUGAGUCAUGACGGUUUCUGUGUCUCCCUUCAGCUCUACAAGCGCUUCAGCCUGCCGGGGAAACCGAGUGAAUCAAUGGGGAAAGGCCGGGACUGGAACGUGGACCUGAUCCCUAAAUUCCUUAUGGCCAACGGCCAGCUGGUGCGCAUGCUGCUCAUCACAAAGGUGACCAAGUACCUGGACUUCAAAGUGAUUGAGGGCAGCUAUGUGUACAAGAAGGGCAAAAUCUAUAAAGUCCCCUCCACUGAGGCUGAGGCUCUGUCAUCAAGUCUGAUGGGCUUAUUUGAGAAAAGGCGCUUUAAAAACUUCCUUCAGUUUGUCGCAAAGUACGACCCGGAAGACCCCAAAACCAUGGAAGGCAUCGACCCCACAAAGACUCCAAUGAGGGACGUUUUUGCGAAGUUCAGUCUGGGUCAGGAUGUCAUGGACUUCACCGGCCACUCCCUGGCCCUCCACCGCACAGACGAUUACCUGGAUCAACCUUGCCUCGAUACGAUAAAAAGGAUCAAGCUUUACAGCGAGUCUCUGGCCAUGCAUGGAAAGAGCCCAUACCUCUACCCACUGUACGGCCUGGGGGAGCUUCCACAAGGGUUUGCCAGGCUGAGUGCCAUCUACGGCGGGACGUAUAUGUUGAACAAGCCCAUCGAGGAGAUCGUGGUGGAGGAUGGGAAGGUGGUGGGAGUCAAGUCUGAGGGAGAGGUGAGUAUUUUGCUCUCAAAUAUGUUUGAAUUCUCGUUG
Messenger RNA from Notothenia coriiceps (black rockcod), 747 nucleotides. Its product is annotated as rab GDP dissociation inhibitor beta-like. NCBI's taxonomy places the organism in Eukaryota, Metazoa, Chordata, Actinopteri, Perciformes, Nototheniidae. The annotation marks the transcript as partial. Gene Ontology annotation, biological process: small GTPase-mediated signal transduction; vesicle-mediated transport; protein transport. The record is from RefSeq and is a predicted model, not a curated record. The transcript is spliced from 5 exons. Gene Ontology annotation, molecular function: Rab GDP-dissociation inhibitor activity. Gene Ontology annotation, cellular component: cytoplasm.